AUGCCUGCUGCACCGUCGUCCGCCUUCACGCAAGGGGAAACGAUGGAGCAGCUCCGCCUCAAGGGUAAUGCGUGCUUCACGGACAACCCUGCUGAGGCAGCCGAGUACUACACGCGAGCUGUGCAGCUCUACGAGCAGCGACACGGUAAAGACGCUGCGUGCACUCUGGACGAGUUCACCAAGAGCGCUGGCAACGCGCUUACGUGCUUCUUUAAGAUGGGCGAGACGGAGCAGUGUGCAGCUAUGGCAACGCGGGUGCUUGCGUUCAACCCGAUUUUAGCGAAAGCUAAUGCUUUCUACGGUCGCUGUGCUCUGGUAGACCCCUCCCUAGACACCGUAAGCACCGGCUGUGGCAGUGCCGGUGCGGCGGCGCUCGUGCAUCUCUGCCGCGCCAUCUAUGAGCUCCCGACACUGGAGCCCAGCACGCGCGAGGACAUCGACGAGGCGCUCACUCGCCUCAUCGCAGAGCGCGUGAGCGCGACGGAGGCAUUUGCGCAGUCGCCGGAGCCCGGCGUGCGGCUGGUUCGCGGGCGGCACGGGGUUGGCGUGGAGGCAAUCCGCACCCUGCCCCCCCUUAUCGAAGUAGUGAGCCUCCUCACCCCUUUCUCAGUUGGCGCCUUCGAGGAUUUCGCCGGACAAGGCUGCUGCGUGGAGUGCAGCAAGCCCAUCGGAUCCGGCGACGCUGAAGCUGGGACAGAGGAGCCGAAUGAGGACGAUGGCCACGAGGAGGCCGACAAGGCUAAUGGCAGGGAGCAAGCAAAGAAUGAGAAGAAGCUUCUGAGGUGCACCACGUGCAACAUGGUGGCCUAUUGCUCUCCUGCAUGCGCCGAAGCACACCGGGAGCAGCACGAGAAGUUCGAGUGUUCGCGGAUGACGCGGCUGUCAGAUAUGAUGGAGAGCAUCGAAUCCCGCAGGCUUGACGCACCGGAACAGUUCUUCGAGCUAGCGUACCACUGCAUCACAACUCUGGCUGGGAUGAAGGCGAAGCGCCAGGGCCACGAAAACGUCCUCAAACUCACCUCCCACGUCGAUGAGGUGAUUCAGUCGCUGCACCCGGUCGGUCCUCUCAUGUGCGACCUGUUCAAAGGGGAAGAGGAGACCACCACGCUGUACAUAAUUAUUGGCGUACUGCGCUGCAACGCGCUGGAGGUGACAGACCCGAGCGGGCUCGGCGUGGCGCAGGCGCUGCACGUUGGCAACACCAUUGCAUCGUUCUUUAACCACUCCUGUAUGCCAAACUGUGCGAUUGACACGGUGCGACACGCCAUCGUCACCACGCGCAUCAUUUAUGUCGGCGAGGAGCUGAGCAUCGCCUACAUCCCGCAGCUGUACUGGCCAACCCGUCUGCGCCGCGAGCGCCUCAGCGAGGGUUACUACUUUGUGUGCCACUGCCCGCGGUGCCAGAGGUGUGACAAGGACCCCUUUGAGCUGGCUCUCAGUAUGGAGCUGCCUGCAGCACGGCGAGGCGCUACAACGCACUUUCACCCGAUUGUGCAGACUGCCUGUGCGACGAUCCGCUCCCGUAUGGUGGGUGAUGUGUCGCAGGAGGACGCCGACAAGUUGAGAAAGCUGCUGAGUGACUUGUUAAAGCACCUAUUCCCUUUUCACUAUCUCUGCCAUGAGGUGCGCAACUGCCUCAGCUUUGUGCACGCGGUGCUAGGCCAGACGCGGGAGUGCCUAUGUAGUUGCCUGGACGAACUUCUUAUGUGGGAGUGCAUCCUGCCCGGGGCCCUGCCAGUGAAGCAGAUGAAAAUUCAGAACGCACUGGAGUGUGCACAGGCGUUGGAUGCAAAGAUGACUGACUGCUCUGCUGCGCUGCUCCCGCAUCUCUCGCGCUUGGCACUGAUGUACGACGCCGAGGGACCCAUUUGA
Leishmania braziliensis MHOM/BR/75/M2904 is the source of this 1872-nucleotide messenger RNA. RefSeq lists its product as hypothetical. Gene Ontology annotation, molecular function: protein binding. Gene Ontology annotation, cellular component: nucleus. The transcript has a single exon. The coding region runs from base 1 to 1872 and encodes 623 amino acids. The record is from RefSeq and is a predicted model, not a curated record. Lineage: Eukaryota; Euglenozoa; Kinetoplastea; Trypanosomatida; Trypanosomatidae.